Messenger RNA from Mytilus californianus (California mussel), 1578 nucleotides. RefSeq lists its product as uncharacterized. The transcript has 4 exons. NCBI's taxonomy places the organism in Eukaryota, Metazoa, Mollusca, Bivalvia, Mytilida, Mytilidae. The coding region runs from base 6 to 1277 and encodes 423 amino acids. The record is from RefSeq and is a predicted model, not a curated record.
UCAAGAUGGCUGUUGGAAUGUUGUCAACAGCGUCUUUUGUUUUGGUGCUGUUAAUGGAGGCAGAAACUAACAAUACUGUAACAAGUAAAAACGAUGCUGAUACAUUUACAACUAUACCGAUGGGUUCAGAAUAUACGUCCAUUAAAUUGCUACAUUCAACAGAAAGCAACAUAACUACAACGACAACAGAUUUGCAAAGGCUUGAUAUAUCAACUAAUAUAGAUUGGACGUCUAGAUAUGAAACUACUGCAACGACGUCCAAAUAUGAAACUAAUGCAACGACAUCUAAUUAUGAAACUAAUGCAACUGAUGCCCCAUUUCACUACGAAAACUCAGUCUUUGUUCUGCAAAUAGGCGUUGCUGUGAGUGUGUCAUGUUUGGUAAUUUUAAUUGCAACUGUAACUUGCUGUGUAUACAAACCGAAGAGGGGAACAUACACAUUUCCUAUAUCAAAGUCUGAAGAAAAUGUUGUCAUGGCCAUAGAAGGACCUCCGCAGCCCACCAGAUCAACUGAUGUUUUGGCUGAAAAAUAUUCCGACCCUAUAGAUAAAGCAUCAAUGUCAAAUGAAACAGCAGGACCGCGUUUCUGUGCUACCAAAUCUUGUCAAAAUGCAAUUUCGCAAAAGGCAGAACACGGUUGUGAAUAUCAGCAUCUUGACUUCACGUUGCGAUUCAAAACAUCACCUCAUUCUGGUGACAACAGUGAAUACGACCAUACCAGAGCUAAUAUGGUCAGUGUUUUCAAUCAACCCUGGGACACGGCAAGUUCUAAGGUAAGCAAAUUGUGUUCCCAGAUUAGCAAAAGCGUCGUACAAAAAGGUCAAAAUGUGCGCAAAUCGUUAAUCAAAAGGCGCGCAUCACGAUCUGGUAGUCCAAAAUCAAAAUGCCGAGUAAGUAAUAAUUGUGAUGCUUGGGAAACACAAUUUAACCAUCAACAGUUUGUAUUCGAUUCUGAUGUGGAUAACCAAAUAAAUAAAAGCACGGACGUGACUGAUUCUAUUGUAGAUGUCAGCAAUGAUGAACCCGAAUUCAUACAUGCUGCAAGUUCAUUUGCAGUGUUACCCUUUUCAGAGAGAAUAAAUGUUAAAAGUACACACAUUUAUGACGAACCAGACGACAGAAGAUUGUCGUUAAGAGACAGACUGUUGCAUAUGCUCCCAAUAAGAUCAGAUAAAAUGCCAUUUGGUAUACAACUCGAUUUAAGAGGAUCUAGAAGAGAAUCUAAAAUUUAUUCUUUAGCAACACCUAUUGAUGAAAUAGAUGAGAGUGUAGCUUAAAUUGUAGAAUUUAAAAUUGUAAAAAAACUAUAUAAUCAAUGUAAAUAAUAUUUAGGUAAAGCCUUUUUUUAAAUGACUAAUUAUGUUAAUUAUACUGAGCACGAAUCUGUUUUUUUUUUAUUAAUGAAUUCUAAAAUAUGUAUAUUGUGCAACUGGAAAUACACGGAAAACAGAAAAUAUGUGUUUUUCCCUUUCAAAAAAAUUAAUCAUCAUAUAAAUUCUUAUACAGCAAGUCUUUUAUUUGUUUUUAUCUUAUUUGCUGGUGUGGUUAGCAUAGUUCAAAUAAAACAUAUUAAUCUGG